This is a messenger RNA of Spodoptera exigua (beet armyworm), 717 nucleotides long. Lineage: Eukaryota; Metazoa; Arthropoda; Insecta; Lepidoptera; Noctuidae. The record is from the annotation of a GenBank genome assembly.
AUGGAUUACGAUUUCUCAAAUAAAGUAGUGCUAGUAACUGGCGCGAGUGCUGGUAUAGGCGAGGCUAUAGCUCUCCUGUUUGCUAAACUUGGCGCGAAGCUGUCGCUGGUGGGAAGGAAUGAGGCUAACUUGCGAGCAGUCGCGGCCGAGUGCGAGAAGCAGAAGGGCGUGAAGCCGCUGGCGAUUGUCGCAGACCUGGGGACUGAUGAGGGGGUUGAGAAGACUGCUAAGGACACUCUCGACCAUUUCGGACGACUAGACAUUCUCGUGAACAAUGCAGCUGUUGGUGUCUUCACGUGGCUACUCCACGACACAGACAUGAAGAUGUUCGACGACGUAUUCAGGAUCAACGUGAGGGGAGUGUACUACCUCACCAAGCUCCUGGCCCCCGCCCUCGUCGAGAGCAAGGGCAAUAUUGUCAACAUCUCCAGCAUUGUAGCGACCAUGGUCUCCGUCGGCAGUCUGCCCUACAGCAUGACAAAGGUGUCAGAAUUCGUAAAACGCAUCACAGGUCAAUCGGAGGAAGAGUACAGAGCAUGGUUGACAUCGUUUAGCAGUAACAUUCCCCUGGGGGAGCCGUGUGUGGGAUCUGACAUAGCUCGCAUGGUGGUCCACCUCGCCAGUGACCACAGCAGGCUGGUCACAGGCACCGUUAUCGAGGUAGACGGCGGCUACAGGUUCAACAGCUCAACAAACACCCCAGUGAUGGACAAAUAA